AUGCAACGUAUAUUAUAAUGAAAUCAUAACGACACUUAUUCAUUUGUUAUUAAACCGUUAAAUUUUACACCUACGUCUUAAGUUAAUUUUAUUUAGAUUACAUAAUAUAUUGUGUCAGUAAUGUUGCGAAAGAGUUCUUUAAAAGUUAUAGUUUUACUAUCUUAUGCAACCGUCAUAAUCGCACAGUCCGAAGUAUCAAGAUGCUUCCACUACACAUGGCUGGGGCCUAAGUGGAACAAUGAGAGUACAUUCCACGAUGCAACGUGUCUGGAUGCCACUGGAGUCAUCCACGGCGUGCCUUGUGUGCUUCCACUGGUUGUGUCGGACGACGGAACGUGGCCUAACGUGGAUUAUAUUUGGAAGUAUUAUGCACUUAAUGCAUCCUGUAUUCUGGCUGACAACGAAGUUUGUGCCACAUAUACUCAUUACUUUAACGGACGUGUCGAGCAUUCAACAUCUUUUUGCACAAAAGCAGUAGACGAAAAUGGAACCGCUAUCACCAGAGGUUGCUACAGCCAGACCAACGGCAGUUUUGCGACAACAGUCUGCUUCUGUCGCUCCGUGCCUGGUGGAGUGCCCUGCAAUAAUGCCUACACAUAUUUACUAUCUGCCAGUAUUUUUAUAUUUACCAUAGGUUUAAUAAUUAAUAGUUUAAAUAUUAAUUGUGAAUUUUUGAAUUGACUAUAGUAACCUCAUUAUAUUUGUAAUAUAAUAUAAUUACUGUCUAUGUACUACUACAACAAAUAAAAAAAUGAAAUCAUAUAACAAUAGCACCUAGUGUUACUGAGAUGUUAAUAUAGUUGAAUACAUUCCUUUUGUAUAUUUUGCAUGCA
Messenger RNA from Manduca sexta (tobacco hornworm), 833 nucleotides. RefSeq lists its product as uncharacterized. The transcript has 4 exons. The record is from RefSeq and is a predicted model, not a curated record. NCBI's taxonomy places the organism in Eukaryota, Metazoa, Arthropoda, Insecta, Lepidoptera, Sphingidae. The coding region runs from base 121 to 681 and encodes 186 amino acids.